AUGGUGUCUUCCACGAAACCAAUUAUCCCUUCGGUGCUGUCUUUAUUGCUUCUUGCAAUACACGGUGUGGCCUCAUCAGUUGGCGCUCUGGCGGGUAAUGCUAGUGCACCCAUUGUUAACCUUGGUUAUGCACAGUACCAGGGUGCACUUGAUUACACCACCAAUAUCACGAGUUUCCUAGCCCUUCGUUAUGCCGCACCACCUCUCGGCGAGUUUUCUUUAUUGGAUUCAGUAGAAGGCGAAUUACGUUUUCAGGCUCCUCAACCUCCCCUCAAUGAAACUGGUGUUCAGCAGGCCACUACCAAUCCGGACAUGUGUUACCAGACAAACUAUGGAAAUGCUUCCAUGAGCCCUUUCUCCCUUUAUGGAUACAACAAGCGCGACACAACGAUCCCGUCUGCCUCUGAGGAUUGUUUGUUUUUGAAUGUCUUUGUCCCAGGAAGUCUACCAGCGGAACCUCUAGCAUCAGGUGGCCUUCCAGUGGUUUUAUGGAUACAUGGUGGAGGAUAUGAAGCUGGAUACGCUGCUCAGUACGACGGUGCUGACCUCGUUAUGAACUCGCAUAACGGUGUCAUUGCGAUAGUUAUACAAUAUCGCCUGGGUGCCUUCGGUUUCCUUUCUAGCGAUGAAGUGAAAGCAGGAGGUGCUUUGAACGCUGGCUUACUGGAUCAAAACUAUGCUCUUCAAUGGGUACAAAAAUACAUUGCGACGUUCGGUGGCGAUCCGGCUCAAGUAACAAUAUGGGGAGAGUCUGCUGGAGCGGGAUCUGUCUAUCAACACAUCGUUGCCAACCAAGGAAACACUCAACCACCAUUGUUCCGGGCAGCCAUGACUAGUUCAACUUUCAUGCCCUCGCAGUACUACUAUAAUGAUCGCAUUCCUACUAUGUUGUAUAAUGAAGUAGUGUCUUACGCUGGUUGUUCGUCGAGCACUGAUACACUAGCCUGCCUGCGGACCGUGAAUGCUACUACAUUGGAGACGGUCAACUACAAUCUCGCUGAGAAUGCUUUCUACGGAACCUAUAUUUUCGUUCCCGUAGUCGAUGGUACUUUCAUUGUCGAGCGGCCAAGUGUCACGUUGGCCAAAGGACUCACCAAUGGCGUAGGGUCAUUCUCACCUAACAGUCGAGGUUGGAACAGUUUUGUCAACCUCAAUGAAUCAUUGAGCGUCACCGAAUACGUGUCCAAUCUAUUCCCCGAUAUGACUCCCCUGCAAGUCCAAGAAGCGGCAUACAUGUAUAAUAACACUGGUACUGCAUUAGAGCAGGCGUUCGGUGUCUAUGGGGAUUCUAUAAUCGUUUGCCCUACUUAUUUCCUUCUCCAAACAUUUGCUGGACGAUCAUACAAGGGUUUGUUUGCAAUUCCACCUGGGUACCACGGCAACGAUAUUGCUUACUAUUUCAACAACCCUGCUCCGCCAUACAACAAUACACAGUUCAUUGGCGCGUUCUCGGAAUCUUUUAUGUCUUUCGUCAUGUCUCUCAACGUUAAUGCCAAAUUCGAUCCUACAAACAUUACGCCCUAUUGGGACGAGUACUACAUUGGCGAGACUGAGGUGCUCUUCAAUGAGACCGAAGCAGGUGUGCCGCUCGUGGUUCCAUUCCAUUCUGACCCCGCAUUACUCGAGCGUUGCGCGUUUUGGCACAGCGUUACAGAAAUGACAGCUCAGUAG
Messenger RNA from Serpula lacrymans var. lacrymans S7.9, 1671 nucleotides. RefSeq lists its product as uncharacterized. NCBI's taxonomy places the organism in Eukaryota, Fungi, Basidiomycota, Agaricomycetes, Boletales, Serpulaceae. The record is from RefSeq and is a predicted model, not a curated record. The transcript has 15 exons. The coding region runs from base 1 to 1671 and encodes 556 amino acids.